This is a messenger RNA of Penicillium riverlandense, 1236 nucleotides long. RefSeq lists its product as uncharacterized. The record is from RefSeq and is a predicted model, not a curated record. Lineage: Eukaryota; Fungi; Ascomycota; Eurotiomycetes; Eurotiales; Aspergillaceae. The transcript has a single exon. The coding region runs from base 1 to 1236 and encodes 411 amino acids.
AUGUCUCAAGUCCCAGUGUUUAGUAACGAAAUAUGGCUCUUGAUCAUGGAGAUUCUUGACCAGACUUCACUAAAGGCUCUCGCAGAGGUGUCCAAAGACAUGCAUGCUCUCAGCAUGCCCAUCCUAUACUCGAAGAUCGAUCUUAGCAUCCAUCACACUGUUCCUCAAGUCGUUCUGCAAGACCAGCAGAAUGUAACUCGAUGGCCGAUAGAUAUUUCAAAAAUAUUUGGCCAGCAGACCUUGUUCAUGCAACGAAUUCUCGACCGACCGGAGCUAGCGUUGCGAGUGCGGUCCUUUACAUGGACCAUGGGCCUACAUCAGCUAUGCGAGUCACCUACAUGGGCCCAUAAAAGCACGCUUAUUCACAAACUUGACAACAUCUAUACCUUAUUUCAAUCUCUACGCCACGUCAUUCGCAUAGACAUCAGUGGAGGCGAGUUUCAUGACUAUUCCCCUCCAUCGCCCCAAGAUAUCUUCUUUCCUGACGCUACUCAUAUUCGCCUAAGUGGGCAGAUGCAUUAUGCCCUCGCUUCGGCAAUACUCUACGGCCCGAACAAAGUGCCAUUGCAAAGCCUAGCCCUUUGCAAUCUUUUAGAAAGAGGUCGCCUCAAAUCAGGCGACAACUUUCAGCCGCAAUACGACCCUCGCUAUAAGUAUAUGCCACGAAUACUGCCACUAGAGGAAAUUUGGCCCGAGGAUGGUGGUCCUCCCGAGCAGAUAGAACCUGGUCAUAUGACCCACCUGCUAGGUCCCGCGCUCCAAUCCCGGUGUUCUUCUUCUCUUCGUCGAUUCACCUUCGGGGUGCUCGAUCUCACACCGGAGUUCAGCCACGGAAUGCUUCCUCCUGGGUGGCGCGUUCGCACGUCAGUUAUCCACGAAGAGUUGACGAAUUUCUUCCGGAACGUACACCCACAGAAGGUGGAGAUAAUUUAUUCUAAACUAUCUCCCGAGAGAAGAGCGGAGCUCGAAUCCCUUUACUACCGGCCGAAAUGUGUUAUACGCCAACGGCCUCCGUCCCGUUCCCAACACGUUUUCCUUCAAACGUUGUUCGAGGGGUGGCCAGGGCUGGAAGCGUUAAUGCUCUAUGGGGGGCAACUAGGCCCUGCCUCUCCAAUUAGACCGGCGGAUCCUCUUCCAUCAGCUGUAGGUUGUGUGAAUUUGGAAAGUGUUCGAGUAAGCUUUGAACCUUUGGACUGGGUGGUUUACCAAGGCCAGAUUCGCACUCCCAGUCAAUAG